UCGAUUUUCUUUUUGUAAACACGUUGCACUGGCGAAUUUAGCAUAAAGUGCGGAAAUCUGUAUAAAAAAAUUGUUGUAAACAAUUGCGACGUGCACUAAUCGAAAUGGCGAAUAUCGAACGGAAAGGCACCUUCAAGGUGGAAUACCUGCAGAAGAUCGAGCGCGAAGUCCAGGAGCGCUGGGAAAAGGAGGGCGUCCAUCAGACGGAUGCGCCAGCGUCGCCAAAGAAGCAACAGUCGGAAAAAUUCUUCGUCACGUUUCCCUUUCCUUAUAUGAAUGGACGUCUGCAUUUGGGCCAUACAUUCAGUCUAUCUAAGGCAGAGUUUGCCGUGCGCUAUCAUCGCCUCAAGGGACGUCGCGUCCUGUGGCCCUUUGGCUUCCAUUGCACUGGAAUGCCGAUCAAAGCCUGUGCCGACAAGUUGACGCGUGAAAUGGAACUUUUUGGCUUUCCCCCCCAGUUUCCAGAAACGGUGGAGGAGGCGCCCGUUGAGGAGAUCAAGUUGGAGAUACCCAAGGAUAAGUCGAAGGGCAAGAAGAGCAAGGCUGUGGCCAAGACGGGUGGCGCCAAGUACCAGUGGCAGAUCAUGCAGAGUCUGGGCCUCAAGGAUGAGGAAAUCAAAGAGUUCUCCGACCCCCAACAUUGGCUGAACUACUUCCCACCGCUGGCGAUACAGGACCUAAAGAGCAUUGGCGCCCACAUCGAUUGGCGGCGCAACUUCAUCACAACGGAUGCCAAUCCCUUUUUUGAUUCGUUCGUCCGCUGGCAGUUCAAUCAUCUGAAGGAGCGCGGCAAGAUUAUGUACGGCAAGCGAUAUACCAUCUUCUCGCCCAAGGAUGGACAGCCGUGCAUGGACCACGACCGUUCCUCUGGUGAGGGCGUGGGUCCCCAGGAGUACACUCUGAUUAAAAUGAAGGUGCUGCAGGCACCCAAAGUAUUGAGCGCUAUCAAGCAACCCAUUUACAUGGUGGCUGCCACACUGCGGCCGGAGACAAUGUACGGCCAGACCAACUGCUGGCUGCAUCCCGACAUCAAGUACAUUGCGUGGCAGACCUCCCGAGAUGAAGUUUGGAUCAGCACUCGUCGUGCUGCGCGCAAUAUGACCUACCAGGGAUUCACCGCCGAGGAGGGCAACAUUGUGGUCCUAGCCGAGAUCACAGGCCAAGAGCUGUUGGGUACUCCAUUGUCGGCUCCCUUAACGUCCCACAAGAUCAUCUACACGCUGCCCAUGCUGAGCAUCAAAGCAGACAAGGGCACGGGUGUUGUUACCUCAGUGCCCUCCGAUUCUCCCGACGAUUACGCUGCUCUGGUGGAUCUUCAGAAGAAGGAGGCGUUCCGCCAAAAGUACGGACUCAAGGAUGAAAUGGUUCUGCCCUACGCACCCUUCCCUAUCAUUGAGGUGCCUACGCUUGGCAAGCUUUGUGCCGUUCAUGCCUACGAGACGCUCAAGAUUCAGUCACAAAACGACAAGGAGAAGCUAGCCGAAGCCAAGGAAAUGUGCUACCUGAAAAGCUUCUAUGAUGGCAUCAUGUUGGUUGGAGAAUAUGCCGGCAGCAAAGUCCAGGAUGUCAAGAAGAAUCUGCAAAAGAAGAUGGUGGAUGCCAACGAGGCGGAGGUAUACUAUGAGCCCGAGAAGACCAUCAUAUCGCGGUCGGCCGAUGAGUGUGUGGUGGCCCUGUGCAAUCAGUGGUACAUCACCUACGGUGAACCCGUUUGGAAAGCGCAGACCGUUAAGAUACUGCAAGACAUGGAGACCUUCCACGAGGAGGCACGCAACAAUUUCGAGGCGUGUCUGAACUGGCUGCACGAGUACGCCUGUUCACGCACCUACGGACUGGGCACCAAGCUGCCGUGGGACGAGCAGUGGCUGAUUGAGUCCCUGUCAGACUCCACCAUCCACAUGGCAUACUAUACAGUCGUGCAUCUGAUACAGGGCGGCAGCCUUCGUGGCGAGAAACCCGGUCCCUUUGGCAUCACACCGGCUGACAUGACUUCUGAGAUCUGGGACUAUAUCUUCUUCAAGGAUACACCACCCCCAAAGAAGUCCAACAUUAAGCUAGAGCAUUUGGCUGUGCUGCGGCGCGAGUUCGAGUAUUGGUAUCCCAUGGAUCUGCGUGUUUCUGGCAAGGAUCUCAUUAAUAACCAUCUGACCUUUACUCUAUACAAUCAUGCGGCCAUCUGGCCCAAAGAUGACACAAAGUGGCCCAAGGGAAUGCGCGUGAACGGCCAUCUACUGCUUAACUCUUCCAAGAUGUCCAAGUCGGAUGGCAAUUUCCUGACCCUAACCGAUGCCGUGGAGAAGUUCUCGGCUGAUGGCAUGCGUCUGUGUCUGGCUGAUGCCGGUGACAGCAUUGAGGAUGCCAACUUUGUGGAGAGCACAGCGGAUGCGGGCAUCCUGCGCCUAUUUACAUUCAUCGAAUGGGUGAAGGAGAUGUUGGAAACGAAGAGCACCCUCAGAAAGGGCGCCGCCAGGACGUUUAAUGAUCAGGUAUUCCUUAGCGAGCUGAACCUCAAGACGCAUCAGACGGACGACAACUACCGGAAGAUGCUGUUCAAGGAGGCCCUGAGGAGCGGUUUCUAUGAGUUGCAGCUGGCCCGCGACAAGUACCGCGAGCUGUGCGGCACCCAGGGCAUGCACGUGGAGCUGGUGCUAGAGUUCAUACGACGUCAGGCUCUGCUGGUGGCUCCCAUCUGCCCGCACAUGGCAGAACACGUUUGGGGACUGUUGGGCAACAAGGAAUCCAUUGUCCACGCUCGCUGGCCCGAGGUAGGGGCCAUCAAUGAGCUCGACAUUAUGUGCUCCGAGUACCUCAUGGAGUCGGCUCACGCCUUCCGUCUCAACCUGAAGAAUCUGCUGCAGCUGAAGGCCAAGGGCGGCAAGGAGAAGGCACUGGAUCCGCAGACAGCGAAACCCAAUCGUGGCCUCAUUUGGGUGGCCAAAACCUAUCCGCCCUGGCAGUCCUGUGUCCUGGACACCAUGAGGGAGCUGUUCAACAAGUCCAAGGCCUUGCCGGACAACAAGGUGAUUGCUGCCACCCUCCAGCAGAAGGCGGAACUCAAGAAGUUCAUGAAGCGAGUGAUGCCGUUCGCUCAAAUGAUACGCGAGAAGGUGGAGUCGGGCAAGGGAGUGGCGGCCAUGGCUGUCAACCUGGAGUUCGAUGAGCGACAAGUGCUGAUCAGCAAUCUGGAGUACCUCAAGAACACACUGGAUCUUGAUUCUCUGGAAGUCAAGUAUACCGAUGAUCCUUCGGCACCAGAGAAAACUCGCGAAGAAGUGCGCCCUGGCUCGCCUUUCAUCAGCUUCAGUGUGGCCCCCAAUGUCAGCGUUGAGCUGGUGAAUCCUACAGAGCGUUCCUCGCUCUUCCAAGUCAACACCAUCAUCUCCGAGGGCGACACAGUACAGUCACUGCGUGAGAAGAUCACCAAAUUUAUUGGGCUCAAAACGGAUCAGUCUAAUCUGAAAAUCUGGCGCUUCGAUGAUCCCCGGCUGGGUCCCCGAAAGAUACCCAACUUCGAAGAUUACAAGACAGGCAAAACGUUGCUCAGCGAGGGAAAUUUCAUCCUGGAUGUGGCUGCCAAGCGAGUGAGCGUGGAGCAGGGAGGCAAACUAACCGAAGUGGGUCGCAAUCUGAUCUAUGUGGUGGAGUAGAUGGAUGCACGGCCGAGUGCAUACUGAACUAAUUUAUUCACAAAGGGAAUUUGUAACCUUGUAAACAAGUUGAUGGUUAUUAAAGAACUACCUUAAUAUACUG
Messenger RNA from Drosophila obscura, 3750 nucleotides. It is a transcript of the gene LeuRS, whose product is annotated as leucine--tRNA ligase, cytoplasmic. Lineage: Eukaryota; Metazoa; Arthropoda; Insecta; Diptera; Drosophilidae. Bases 105 to 3647 code for a protein of 1180 amino acids. Gene Ontology annotation, molecular function: aminoacyl-tRNA deacylase activity; leucine-tRNA ligase activity; ATP binding. The transcript is spliced from 6 exons. The record is from RefSeq and is a predicted model, not a curated record. Gene Ontology annotation, biological process: leucyl-tRNA aminoacylation.